AUGAGAAAGAGGAGAGUAAAGCACGAUCUGUUAGCGAAAAAAGAGUUGGCUAGAAAAGAGGAAGAGGAACAAAAACAACGUGAAUUGCAGGAAGAUAGGGAACGAGCAAAGAAGGAUCGGUCAUCCAGAAGAAAGGAAAACCUGGACCAAAGAACACGUGAACGUCAGGAAAAAAGAGUAAAGGAACUGCGUGAAGGACUAACGCGGGUACAAGAAGAGGCCGCCGAAAAAGAACGAAUUCAGAAAGAAGUGGAUAUCACUGUCCGAGAAAGAAUAUGGGGUUGUAAUGAUUUAGCCUCAGUACUUCGUCAAUUUGGAUUCAGCGUUCCACCUAGCGCGACAUCGAAAGAGAUACUAAAUUUUUUAAAGAAAGCACAUUUUAAGUUCCAUCCUGAUAAAACGAUUAACUUUCCACUCUAUGAAAGAAUCGAAGCUGAAGAAAAAAUGAAGAUUAUUCAAAAUAUGACAAAGCUUGAAAAUGGUGACUGA
Papaver somniferum (opium poppy) is the source of this 489-nucleotide messenger RNA. Its product is annotated as stress response protein NST1-like. Lineage: Eukaryota; Viridiplantae; Streptophyta; Magnoliopsida; Ranunculales; Papaveraceae. The transcript is spliced from 2 exons. The coding region runs from base 1 to 489 and encodes 162 amino acids. The record is from RefSeq and is a predicted model, not a curated record.